This is a messenger RNA of Pelagomonas calceolata, 518 nucleotides long. Lineage: Eukaryota; Pelagophyceae; Pelagomonadales; Pelagomonadaceae. The record is from the annotation of a GenBank genome assembly.
AUGGCCAAAGCGACGGCUAAAGUGCCCACCACGGGCAAGGAGGACCUGUCCGGAUGGGAGAAGAAGGUAUAUAUUGCUGCGCCAUCAAUCAAUUUCAUCAAGAUUCGUUUCGCGCCGCGGCGAGUCGACGCGUUGGGCUGUCGGCCGCUCACAAGGCAUCGUCUCUGAGUGUCACACGCGGCCGCCGGCCUACCAGACGCCCCGUCGCGCAGGCCCUCCUGCUCUUCAUCGCGGCCGUACUCAUUGAUAUUCUGGGCGUUCUCGAUCAGUCGAUGCCGGCGCUCGACUGCAUCUACGGGCCGGCGAGCGCCGCGCUCAUGAAGAAGCUGUUCAACUCGAAGGCCGGAGCAGCCGUCGCCAUGGUCGAGGAAAGUGUCCCCGGCCUGGACUGGAUCCCGACGGCGACGAUCACGUGGUGCGCCUGGACGUACUCGUGCUGGAACGCCGAGGCCAAGCAGAAGAAGCAGCAGGCCAAGGCGAAGAAACACGACAUCCCCGUGGCGACACCCAUCGGCUAG